AAAGUUAUAUAUAAUGCCCCCGACCAAAAAGAAAUCUGAAACCCGAUCCACCCACAUGGUUUGAUGAUCCUAUUCUUCGUCAAUAAUCUCAACCUGUUCUCUCUCUCUCUCUCUCUUCAAUGGCAAUGGCAACAAUCAACCUAUCAUCAUCAUCACCAAUCCGCAGCACCUCCUCAUCUUUACUCUCUUCUUCUUAUUCUCCCCAAACUACCCCCACCCAUGCAUUCUACUCCCACCCCAAGAAUCCCUCCCAUCACUUCCCCUCCAUAAUAAUCUCUCUCCGACCCAAAACCCUAACUAAAUCUCGCCUUCGAACCGCCGUUGUUUCUGCUGUCAAGAAGCUCUCCGAGACUAAGCCGGUCGGAGUUCCCCCGGAAUCUGAGGAAAUCGCCGGGACUUUCCCGGCGGUGGCCGGAGUGUACAGCGUUUACGAUCAGAACGGGGACCUUCAGUUCGUGGGUCUGUCUCGGAACAUUGCGGCCAGUGUUCUUGGUCACAGGAAAUCGCUGCCGGAGCUCUGUUGCUCCAUUAAGGUUGGGGUGGUAGAUGACCCAGAUAGAACAGCUCUAACCCAAGCCUGGAAAUCAUGGAUGGAGGAACACAUAGGAUCCACUGGAAAGGUCCCACCAGGCAACAAAUCUGGAAACACGACAUGGGUUCAGCAGCCACCAAAGAAGAAGCCCGAUUUACGGUUAACACCUGGCCGACACGUCCAAUUAACAGUCCCACUGGAGGAACUCAUUGACCGGCUGGUGAAGGAAAAUAAGGUGGUGGCCUUCAUCAAGGGAUCACGAAGUGCUCCGUUAUGCGGAUUUUCCCAAAAGGUGGUGGGAAUACUUGAAAGCGAAGGUGUGGAAUAUGAGAGCAUAGAUGUGCUUGACGAAGAGUAUAAUCAGGGAUUGAGGGAGACGCUGAAGAAGUAUAGUAACUGGCCUACGUUUCCGCAGAUUUUUGUGAAUGGUGAGUUGGUUGGCGGGUGUGAUAUCUUUUCGUCGAUGUAUGAGAAGGGUGAGCUUUCUGGUUUAUUAAAAAAGUAGUAGAUGGGAAAAUGAGAGCUUUGGAAAUUGGUUGAGCCGGGGCAGGAUGAUAUGAAAUAGCCCACUGUUUGAGUUGAUCAUAGAGAAACUAGGCAAGUAGAGCCUGAUUUUUUAAUGUUCUUGUCGAGCAACCCAUUUGUAUGUAGUUCUGUUCUUGUCUACUCCGUGUUGCUAGUAUGAUCUUUUUCCCUC
Molecule: messenger RNA, 1229 nt
Organism: Rhododendron vialii
Lineage: Eukaryota; Viridiplantae; Streptophyta; Magnoliopsida; Ericales; Ericaceae
Product: bifunctional monothiol glutaredoxin-S16, chloroplastic
Exons: 2
Coding region: 120-1037 (305 amino acids)
Source: RefSeq, a predicted model, not a curated record